Molecule: messenger RNA, 1321 nt
Organism: Linum tenue
Lineage: Eukaryota; Viridiplantae; Streptophyta; Magnoliopsida; Malpighiales; Linaceae
Source: the annotation of a GenBank genome assembly
AUGGCGUUGGAGAGGCUGGCGGCGGUGUCGUUCUCGAGUAAAGUAUCUUUCUGCAUCCCAGUUAACCCUCUGGCCAGCGGGAACUCGACUGCUGAUUACAGAGGCUACGACCAGUACAAUCAGGCGGUUGUUGGGUACGAACGUCCGGCCGAGAUUCCGUGGAAUAAGGAGCUCGCCAACGGGGUGCAGCUCAUCGGCGUAGUGGGCGCUCCCGUCGAAAUCAAGAACCUAGCUUCCGGGAAGGUCGUUGCGUGGACGAGGCUCGGGUUCAAGAAGUCUGCCGCCGAUACCUGCUGGAUAAAUCUUACAUUCUGGGACGAAUUGGCGCAAACUGCGUUUCAGCAUGUGCAGAAAGGGAAUCAGAUUUAUGUGUCUGGUCGAUUGAUUUCAGACACCGUUGAGAAUGAGGACGGGAAGGUCCAGACAUACUACAAGGUAGUUGUCCAGCAGUUUAAUUUCAUCGAAAGAAAUGGAUCUUCUUCAUCAUCACCAUCAUCACCGUCAUACGAUGAAGAGUUUAACAUGAACGCUUCAGGUAGAAAGUUCAACAACAGCAACAACAACAAUACUUCAAACAUGGGUUCCAUAGAAGAGCAGUGGCAAGCAUUUUUCGCUAGCCCUUACGAGUGGUGGGAUAAUAGGAAGAACAAGAGAAACCCGAAGUAUCCAGAUUUCAAGCACAAAGAUACAGGGGAAUCAUUGUGGGUCGAAGGGAGGUAUAAUCCAUCAUGGGUGAAGUCUCAAUUGGCAAUAUUGGACGAGAAGAUGGGGUCUGUUCAGGAUGAGAAUGGCAGGAAGGAUCUGAGUCCCCUAGGGAGCGACGAAUUCCUGUCAUUUUGAUGGUUUUGCGUCCACCUUCCAUGGCAUCUGUGUCACACUCCUUUAACGGUUGAGUUGAUUGAAGUUAAUUUCAAAUGGAAGUUAUCUGGCGUUAGUUUGUACAUUCUCUACUGUAGUUACUCCAUGACCCUUCCAUAUGGAAGGUUUUUUGGAGCUCUGACCUUGUGUGCUUGUCCUUCUUUGGUUAAGUUUUGUCACCUGUAUGCUGCUCGUUGGUUUUGGGGCUCUAUGGUGCCAUAAGGCAAAUUUUUGUAUUGCAUCGCUUAUGGAUAUGGAAUGGAUGCACUGAUCAUGUAGUAUUGCUAUCCUUGAUAACGUAUGUCGCGGAAGCCACUGGGUUAGCUUAUUACCGCUGGUUUCUGAUGAUGACUUUAAUAUUGCUCUGCCGUUAUCAUUAGUUGGUAACGCAUGAAGGGUAAGAGGUGACCUCCACCGUCACAGCUUUCUUGAUUUUAUAAAUUCUUGUUUUCCUAUGAGAAAA